AUGAGUCUACGAGAAAUCAGUGAGAAUGUGAAGCUGGCCCGUGAAUACGCCUUGCUGGGAAACUACAACUCGGCCAGUGUUCUCUAUCAUGGAUUGCUAGAACAAAUCAAAAAGUAUGUGUACACCGUGCGGGACAGCAGUUUUCAGCAGAGAUGGCAGCAGUUGUGGCAAGAAAUUAGUGAAGAGAAUCGACAGGUUCAGGAUAUAAUGUCGACUCUGGAGAACUUUCAGCUGGACACGACGCCUGCUAAGCCCAGUAACAAUGAUGAUUGUGAAAUAAGGCCCGUGCAUGUGGAGCAGAGACAUUCUCCUUGUCCUGUCAGGCGGCCUGCUAAUCCCUAUAAAGACAGCAAAGCUCCCAACAACCGCCUGAGUGUGGCUGUGAGGGCCCAGCAGAGGCACUCACCUCGUGGGGCCAACGGGGACAGAAGCAAACCCUCCAAGGGCAAAGAAAAGAAGGAGUCAAAAGAAGCAAAGGAGCCCACUGGCAAAACAAAGGAUGAUAAGAACAAAGCAGAGUUCCAGGAGAAAGAAGUGAAAAAGUUUGAUGGGACAGGAUAUGACAAAGACCUAGUGGAAGCUCUGGAGAGAGAUAUUAUAUCUCAGAAUCCAAACGUUAAAUGGGACGACAUUGCAGACUUGGAGGAUGCAAAAAAACUCCUGAAAGAAGCUGUCGUGUUGCCAAUGUGGAUGCCAGCAUUUUUCAAAGGCAUACGAAGACCAUGGAAGGGGGUGCUUAUGGUGGGACCUCCAGGUACAGGGAAAACACUUUUGGCCAAAGCGGUUGCUACCGAAUGCAGAACCACAUUCUUCAAUGUUUCCUCAUCUACUCUCACAUCAAAGUACAGAGGGGAGUCUGAGAAGCUAGUUCGCCUUCUUUUUGAAAUGGCACGUUUUUACGCCCCCACUACAAUCUUCAUUGAUGAGAUUGACUCCAUGUGCAGCCGCAGAGGGACUUCAGAGGAACAUGAGGCCAGCCGGAGAGUCAAGGCAGAGUUACUUGUGCAGAUGGAUGGGGUCGGGGGAGCAUCAGAAAACGAUGACCCAUCAAAGAUGGUAAUGGUGCUGGCUGCCACCAACUUCCCGUGGGACAUUGACGAAGCUCUGAGGAGACGGCUGGAGAAGAGGAUCUACAUCCCUCUGCCUUCAACCAAGGGGCGAGUGGAGCUGCUCAGGAUCAACCUGAAAGAACUGGAGCUGGCCAGCGAUGUGGACUUGGACAAGAUCGCAGAGCAGAUGGAGGGUUACUCAGGAGCUGAUAUCACCAACGUGUGCAGGGAUGCCUCUCUGAUGGCCAUGAGGCGCAGAAUCGAGGGCCUCACGCCAGAAGAGAUCCGCAACAUUUCCCGGGACGAGAUGCACAUGCCGACCACCAUGGAGGACUUUGAAUCGGCUCUGAAGAAAGUCUCCAAAUCUGUGUCUGCAGCUGACCUGGAGAAGUAUGAAAAGUGGAUUGAAGAGUUUGGGUCGUGCUGAAAAAAUGCCAGCGUCCACGUCGUCUGUGUCUGAUUGUGUAACUAGCGUGAGGCUGUGUGUGGGUAAAAGUGUGUUUUAGCAUGGCUGCGUGCGUCUGGCUGUGGCUGUGUAUUUUUCCGAAUCAGUUAGGUGAUAUGGAAGAAGGUAACCAUUGUUACAUUAGGUGAAUAGAGUAAGUGCACUUGAAAAAUAGCACCUCUUCCUAUUGUACAUUAUGUUAAUGUUAUAAAGCCUAUAAAGGUGACUGAAGAGUCGCCUCGAAGAACUGAUGGGGAAAAGUUGAUUUUUCUCACGUAAUACCAAAACUUUUUUGGAUUCAUAUUGAAAAUAAUUUCAAUUGCAAAAUGUUUUAAUGAUCUUGAAAUCAUCAGACAUGUUUCCUGUGGCAGUUAAAUUUCCAGAGAUGUUAAGCUGCUACUUUGCCUUCCUUAGCGUCAUGACAUUUGCUUUGUGCCAUUGUGUCUUUUUUUUUCUUUUCUUAAAUGCACUUCAUUUUAUAUGAAAUUGCAGACCUGUGUGGUUCUUUCACAUUUUUGGGGAUGCAAAUUUUUUUGAACACAACACUAACGGGAUAUUUCUAUAAAUAAAGUUAAUAAUGUUUAUGGAUA
Messenger RNA from Xiphias gladius (swordfish), 2084 nucleotides. RefSeq names its product katanin p60 (ATPase containing) subunit A 1 (gene katna1). The transcript has 10 exons. Gene Ontology annotation, biological process: microtubule severing. The record is from RefSeq and is a predicted model, not a curated record. NCBI's taxonomy places the organism in Eukaryota, Metazoa, Chordata, Actinopteri, Istiophoriformes, Xiphiidae. Gene Ontology annotation, molecular function: microtubule binding; microtubule severing ATPase activity; ATP binding. Bases 1 to 1476 code for a protein of 491 amino acids. Gene Ontology annotation, cellular component: microtubule cytoskeleton.